UUUUAGCUUUGGCAGCCUCUCAAAAUCUCCCAUCUUUUCAUUUCCCUCCUCCGCCUGCAAAAGCUCCAGCCUUUUACUUCCACUAUCCAUCACUUUUCCCUUGCUUUCUGCACUUAUAAUACAAGUUUGAAUCCUUGGUGUUGUUAGUUUUCAAUGCAAGGAGGUGUUGUUAAUGGUGGUUCUGACAGUGUGUCAAGGGAGGAUAACAUGUUGGUCUACUCUGAAGAUUCUUCAAGCUCAGAUGAGUCUGAAUUGGAAUUGGGUCUUGGCUUGAGCCUCGGUGGUGGUGGUGGUUUCAAGAGGCAUCAGGCUUCAAAGUGUGGUCAAUAUGCUAGGAUUUUGACUGCUCAAGAUUUCCCUUCUUCGUCUCCUUCUCCAUCGUCCCCCUCCUCCUCCUCCUCCUCUUCGUUUUCUUUAAUUAGAGCUAAUGUCACGGCCGGGACCAAGAGGAAUGCCGAUUCCGUGGCUGCUGCUUCUAAUGGAUCUAGUCAAUUCGUGGGAUGGCCUCCCAUCAGAGCUUAUAGAAUGAAUAGCAUGGUUAACCAAGCAAAACCAUCGGUCACGGAAGGAUUCAACUCGACGAUGGACAACUGUGGAAAGGAGACCUCAAUGGUUGAGAACAGCACCAUUGGCAGCUACCAUAGCAGUGGUAGCACUAAUGCCAGGAAAUCUCUUUUUGUGAAGGUGAAAAUGGAUGGAAUUCCAAUCGGAAGGAAGGUCGACCUGAAUGCCCCUGAAUCAUAUGAAAAGUUAGCAAAAAUGUUGGAAGAAAUGUUCCUCGAAACCGCCCCAAGUGCCAAUCCAGCAGGAUCGACGACACUGCAGCAUGAUAUGACAAACAGAACGACAAGACAUUCGAAACUGCUGGAGGGAUCAUCCGAUUUCGUUCUUACUUACGAGGACAAGGAGGGUGACUGGAUGCUUGUUGGAGAUGUUCCUUGGGAGAUGUUCCGUAGCUUGGUGAAGAGGCUUAGAAUCAUGAGGAAAUCGAGUCUGCCGGAUUAGCUCCGAGAUCAGAAGAAAGGAACCAGAGGCAAAGAAGAAAGGCCAUGUAGAAAACGUUUCUCUCAAAUCCAUCCCUCAGAAAGGAAAAAAAU
Messenger RNA from Hibiscus syriacus, 1097 nucleotides. Its product is annotated as auxin-responsive protein IAA11-like. The transcript has 5 exons. The record is from RefSeq and is a predicted model, not a curated record. Gene Ontology annotation, biological process: regulation of DNA-templated transcription. The coding region runs from base 154 to 1005 and encodes 283 amino acids. Gene Ontology annotation, cellular component: nucleus. NCBI's taxonomy places the organism in Eukaryota, Viridiplantae, Streptophyta, Magnoliopsida, Malvales, Malvaceae. Gene Ontology annotation, molecular function: protein binding.